GUAUGGACGCCAAUAACGGGAUUGUCUUAUGAUUAUAUUUUGGGGUUUUGCUGGCAACAGAAUCGUCUCCAUUCCUACACCUCGCCACCUUUUCAAAACCCACUCCCACUUUUUCCCCCUAUAUUACACUUCUCUUUCUUGUCUUUCUCUUCCUCAAUACAGCGGUCAUGUCUGAAGAAGCAAGCCAUGGAAAUCUGUGGCAAAACCAUUCUUGUGAUUUCUUGAAUUCAGAUAGUAAUUCAGGUGGUAGUGGUGGAGAAAAGUUGGGGGAAAAGCCACCUGAUUCAAGCUCUAAUAGCCCCGUUGAGAACCGACAGGGUAUGGCACUGGUGGGUCGGAAGCGAGGCAGGCGUGCAAAGGCUAGUGACGGUGGUGGUGGUGAAUCAGAGCAUGAGACUCACAUAUGGACGGAGAGAGAAAGGAGGAAGAAGAUGAGGAACAUGUUCUCUGGUCUUCAUGCUUUGCUUCCUCAAUUGCCUCCUAAGGCAGACAAGUCCACCAUAGUUGACGAAGCAGUGAACUAUAUCAAGACCCUUCAAAACUCUCUUAUAAAACUUCAAAAGCAAAGGCAUGAAAUGCAGCAGGGUGCAACUGCUGUUGACUGUGAACAAUCCAUCAUCACAUCCCAAGCAUUAGCUCCGGACACGAGAGAAACAUCUUUGCCCGCAGGUGAUAGAUCAUUGAAGAACUACUUCUCACUGCCCACAAACAAGCCAAACUUGCUUUCAGUACCUUCUUCUUCAUUGUGCUUCCAAACAUGGUUUUCUCCAAACGUUGUGGUGAGCAUGUGUGGCAAUGAUGCGCAUAUCAGCGUGUGUUCAUCAAGGAAACCCGGGUUGCUAGCCACCAUCUUCUACAUACUGGAGAAACAUAAGCUGGAUGUGCUGUCUGCCCACAUUUCCUCCACUCAGCAGCGCAGCAUUUACAUGAUCCAUGCCCAUGCUAGUGGAGUUUCAGAUGAUCAACUUCCAAAGGGAUUGACAGUGGAGGAAAUAUUCAAGCUAGCUGUAGGAGAGAUGACCCUUUGGCUCUCAUCAUGUUAACACAAUUAAGAACAUCAUCCCAAAGGAAAUCGCUUGGUUGCCAUUCUUGAAGAAUUGAGGGGAGUACUUUCUUUAAAUUUGAUCAACGAAAUUAAUUUAUCUCAGUUUGCUCACUGUAUUGGGCUUGAUCCCUGGUAGGUUCAUUAGCGUGCUGCUCCAGAAGGUCAUCGGUUUUAUUUCUACAAUAAUUUGAUGUAGCAUGUGAAAGUGUAGAACAUAAUAAUACACAAUAACACUGGUUUUCACAAC
Messenger RNA from Vitis riparia (riverbank grape), 1292 nucleotides. Its product is annotated as transcription factor bHLH95-like. The coding region runs from base 168 to 1043 and encodes 291 amino acids. The transcript has 3 exons. Gene Ontology annotation, molecular function: protein dimerization activity; DNA-binding transcription factor activity. NCBI's taxonomy places the organism in Eukaryota, Viridiplantae, Streptophyta, Magnoliopsida, Vitales, Vitaceae. The record is from RefSeq and is a predicted model, not a curated record. Gene Ontology annotation, biological process: endosperm development; regulation of DNA-templated transcription.